Molecule: messenger RNA, 1563 nt
Organism: Dictyostelium discoideum AX4
Lineage: Eukaryota; Evosea; Eumycetozoa; Dictyosteliales; Dictyosteliaceae
Gene: gacV
Product: RhoGAP domain-containing protein
Exons: 2
Coding region: 1-1563 (520 amino acids)
Biological process (GO): signal transduction
Cellular component (GO): membrane
Source: RefSeq, a predicted model, not a curated record
AUGUCAAAUAACAGUAAUAAUAACAUCAAAACAUAUUAUAUAAUUGGAAUAAUAACUUUAAUAUUUAUAGUGUCAGCAGUUAUAAAGAAUCAAUUAUCGUCAUCAAAUCAAGAACAACAAGAAGAAGAAGAAGAAACAGAUAGCAUGGGAAAAUCAAAAGGAAGAGGUAAUAAAAAAGGAAAGAAACCAGAAAAGAUACAGGAGAAAAAAUUAGAUAAUCAUUUAAAAAAUCUUGAAAAGGUAAAAUUACAAGAAGAUUUUAAACUUCAACAAGAUGAAAAACAACAACUAAAAAAAGAAGAAACAAUACUUGUGGAAAAACAAGAAAUAGUUGUGGAUGAGUUGAAAAAUAAAAAGGAUGAAGAAAAACAACAACAACAACAAGAAGAAGAUCAACAACAACAACAACAACAACAACAAGAGGAAGAAGAAGAAGAAGAGGAACAACAGGAAAUAGAAGAGGAUGAAGAAGAAGAAGAAGGACAAGAGCAGGAGGAAGAAGAAGAACAACAGGAAAUAGAAGAGGGUGAAGAGGAACAACAAGAAGAAGAGCAAGAAGAAGAGCAAUUUAGUAUGUUUGGUGUUUCAAUUGAAAGAUUAAUGGAUUUCCAACGUCAAGAGGACGAAAAUGAGGGAAGUGAUGAAGUUGAGGAAUCUUCAAAAGUUCCAAUAGUUUUAAGUUUCAUGUUAGAUAGAAUAAAAAAUUUAAAUGGAUUUAAAACAGAAGGAUUAUUUAGAGUUAAUGGUAAUUUAAAAUUAGUUGAACAGUUAGCAACGGAAGGAUUUGACCCAUUCAGUGAUGAUUUAGAUCCAAAUGUUAAUACAUGGGCAUCAUUAUUAAAGAAAUGGAUAAGAGAUUUACCAGAACCAUUAAUACCACAUGAAUUAAAUCCAAUAAUUUUAGAUUUUUGUACAAAUAAUAAUAUUAAUAAUACCUGUAAUAAUAAUAAUGAUAAUAAUAAUAAUAAUAAUUUUAAUGUUUGUGCUAGUACUAAUAAUUUAGGAAAUGUUUUAAAUCUUAGUACUAACAUAUGUAAUAAUAAUAAUAAUAAUAAUAAUAAUAAUAAUAAUAAUAAUAAUAAUAAUAAUAAUAAUGAUAACAAUAAUAAUAAUAAUGAAAGUAUUGAAAAGAAAAUAACAAAUAUUAUAAAUAUGAUUAAAUCAGAUGAUCAUAGAAAUGUAUUAUAUAAAAUUGGUGAGUUUUUUGGAGAGAUGUUACAAGAAGAAACAGUUUUAAUCACAAAAAUUAAUGUUGAAAGUUUAUCAAAGAUAUUAACACCAUCACUAUUUAAACCAAAUAAUAUUAUUGAUGAUUUUUCAAACGGUUCUUUAAAUGGUAGUGGUAAUCAAAUACCGAAAUAUCUUACAACUUUAGAUUUACCUUCAAUACUCUUAAAACAAAAAAAAGAAAUUGCUUUUGUUUCUUGUUUAUUAAAUUAUUUUAAAGAUGAAUAUUCAAAAAAAUUACAAGAACAAAAUGAUCAAGAAGAAGAUAAUCAAGAGGAAGAAAAAGAUAAUCAAGAAGAAGAUGAGGAUGAAGAAGAUAAAGACCAGGAAGAAUAA